AUUAUAGACCUCUCCAACUACGACCACGACGACGAAAUCAGAAAUGCAACGCAGCCCGUGUCUCUCGUCCAAGAUGGCGACUUUACCCAUUCGCGGACGUCCCCAGAGACCACCCAUGAUUCGCAGCUCUUCUACAAAGUCUAUCUUAAAUCCAGUAAAACCUGAAAUCCCCGUACCCCCCUCGCUCGCGAAGUCCCCUCUCCUUCUUUCGCCACGGUCCAUGUUUCGUCGAGCAUAUACUACCCCACGCCCCAACGAACGAGACGAGCAGUGGCUCAGGGAUACCGUGCCCCUACCCACUUCCACGAACACCCCUUCCUCGAGUUCGGGAUCUAGCGUCCAAUCUCACCCUUCGGAAUGCGAGCCCCCUGCUCACCCCCGGUUUCACCGCGGUUCACUCCUCGAAAUCCGUCGCCCGUUCAUCGACAGGUCGAACAUUCGCUUCAAAAUGCCCGAUAGGUCCUGGAGUUGCCCAAAUGCAGUGACCCGCAGCGCUAUCUCCGCCUCGCAUCCUCAGCAGCGUGAUCCUCCAACAUCUCACGACGCACCUCCUCUUUCGCCUCCCCUUGUCCACUGGCGGAUGGCCUCCGUUAGGGGUGUUUCAUGGCCUCGUCCUUUCGCCCGUUCAGAUACUAGUCCCGACCCCCGCGACUUCGGUGCUAUCUAACAAGACUCCUAUCAUGCAUCCUUUCCUUCCGUUCACUCCUUCUAUCAUCUCAACACCCAUACGUGUCGCUAGCACUAGUGCUUUCGUGCUCCGACCGCCAUUCAUGCAUAUCCUUCGCUUCGAGGGGACUGCUUACUCCACACAACCACACGCACAGGAGAAAAGGGCACUACACGGGGGGUGCCAUAUGAUGCGGAUAUAUCAAAACCGAAGACAAACCAUGUCCCCGCAGUGCGGGGUUCUCCGCACAGUUAUGGCUUGGCUACCGAACCAACAUGCGCCUUCAACACCUGUUUGAGCCCGUUUUAUGCUUCGGUGUUGUUGGCGCUGUCACCAUGCAUUUGUCUUCGUAUCCGACUUUUCUUGUUCGAUGAGGGCGUCGUCUGUUCACAACCAGAUCGCCGCUCUAGCAACCCGGGAGGUCAACGUUGUAGGGGUUCACGGGCGUGUGCCUGUAUGAGGGUUCUUGGAGGUUCUUGGUCGUUCUCUUUUAGGGUUUUCUGGGUUUUUAAGGCGGCUUUGUCGAUCUCAGGGUCUACAGCUUCGUUCGGCUGGGCGAGGCUUGUACACAGGGGUCACAGGUCGCGACUCGAGUAAUUGUUGUCGGACAUUGCGUACAAGCGAUCUUCGUGGACUUCGUUGCCGAUGGUCGUUGUACAUGUGUGCUACUCUUCUCUGGCAUACUUUUUUCCUUUUCUCUCUUUUGGGCUUUCUGCAUCGCAUUGUUUUCUUUCAAGUUUUCUUGGUCCCGUCAGCUUUCGUCGUCUCACAUAGGCAUCAUCACUUCUUCGGUCGUUUCAUUGGCAUCCAACUCUCGCUUUGCAUCGUGUACAUCUCCAUCCCAUACAUCCCAUCCAUCCAUCUUCACCCCAGCAUGCAUCUCACUUUUUCAUGUCCCAUCACGACCAAAGUUACUCUAGCCAUCCUCUCCGACUGCAUCUUCUACACUGCCCUCUAUCAUGAUCCUAUCCUGGUCUGCAUCUUCACCAUCACCACUUCACAUGCACCCCCUCCCCGUUUCACCCUUCCCCUUCACCCUUUCUUACCGUCACACAGUUUCCUCGACGUUCCUCCCUAUUUUUUACGAUCGUCUACGAGCCUGUUCCCGUCACGUCCCUCCAAAGAUAUGCGUUUUGGUAGGACAGACUGCUACCCGCGGUCCUCCACUCCAUUCC
This is a messenger RNA of Stereum hirsutum FP-91666 SS1, 1842 nucleotides long. RefSeq lists its product as uncharacterized. The record is from RefSeq and is a predicted model, not a curated record. The coding region runs from base 44 to 667 and encodes 207 amino acids. Lineage: Eukaryota; Fungi; Basidiomycota; Agaricomycetes; Russulales; Stereaceae. The transcript has 2 exons.